This is a messenger RNA of Aspergillus welwitschiae, 233 nucleotides long. RefSeq lists its product as uncharacterized. NCBI's taxonomy places the organism in Eukaryota, Fungi, Ascomycota, Eurotiomycetes, Eurotiales, Aspergillaceae. The record is from RefSeq and is a predicted model, not a curated record. The transcript has a single exon. Bases 39 to 191 code for a protein of 50 amino acids.
AUCACGGCUGCCUUUCCCAGACCUGGUCUGGGAGGCGUAUGCUCCCCAGGCAUCAAGGAAUGUACCUAUACGCCAAGGUUAAAGUCAAUGUAGUAAGUUUUAUUAUUGAAUGCUCCAUCUCUGAUUUUUCCCGGCCAACGCCCGUCGUGGCAUUCCACCCUGUCACUCGUCGUUGCAAGGGACGCGAAUAGCUCUCUGAGUGGCUUGCUCAUAUCCAUGGAUCCAAGUCGGAC